UGUAAGUGGAGCAGCACGUCCUCAACAGAACAGACCCGUGAGUCGGCCCGUCUGUCAUUUUUCGUGUGGUGGUGGCCCGAGCGGGUAUAUUUCCAGGCGUUUGUUUGUUUGAGUGUUUGCCAGUCUUCUUGACUCUCUUGCCGUAUUGCUGUCCCUGGGACCCAUCUCUGCCAAUCCUGUCAUCAGAGAGAGCAUCAGCAGCAGCAGUAUCAGCAGCAGCUGGUAGUUAGUCAUGAGCAACACCAACGCCCCCUCUAGCGCCGAACUACUUCAGGAUGACCGAGUAAAGGCCAUCCUAGCAUCUGAUUCGAGUUUCGACAUACUAUCCCAGCGUCUCAAGCAAAGUGUGAAAGCAUGUGAAGAGUUCUCCUCGUAUGUGACCCGAAAGUGCCAUUAUGAGCAGAAAUAUUCGAAGGAAGUUGCCCGGACCACCAACCACUGCAACCACUCGAUCGUCACAAACAACUUGAUUGUUCAGGGUUCGUUCAUUCAGAGUCUACAGAAGGUGAUCCAGUUUGAUGAGAAGGUCAAUGGAGUAAGGGAUCCAUACAUUACUGCGUUGCAGACAAUCUCAAACCAGCUGGAAUCCUUAGCCCACCACUUCACCACGUUGAGAAAACAGUUGAAGGAGAAGGGAAACAGAGCAGAGAAGGAAGUAAUUGAUGCAAUAAACUUGGCAAAGAAGGCCAGAAAUAAAUACUGGAAUCUAUGUUCGGAGCUUGAGAAGGUAAGGAAUUCAGACAAGAAUCAAACAAAGAUUACCUUGCAAGGUAGAAAAACUAACUCUCAACAGGAGGAGGACCUCAAGUCGAAGAUCAAAGACGCCGAAGACGAAUAUAACAAAAAGGCGAACACUUCACAAAGGUUGAAGAACGUGUUGAUAAAAACCCACAGACCCAAUAUUGCCAACGAUUUCAAGAACCUAAUAGUAGAAUUGGACUAUGCAAUGCAAAUUCAGCUUCAGAAGUACUCCAUUUAUACAGAGAGUCUAGUUGUUGGAAUGGGGAAUCAGAUCAAUCCUAUCAAUGGUUCAGACUCAAUGAAAAAAAUAGCCACAAGCGUCGACGUUGAAAAGUGUCUCUAUUACUACCUCAAAGGUUCAACAGUCAAAUCAAACGAGAAUCUGGAGCCUGUUGAUUUCACGAGGCAUCCAAUCGUUGGUGGAAUACUACCAAAGCCCAAAUCAACAACAGCGGCAACAUUAUCAAACAACAGUGGAAAAGCGAAUAACAAUACAACUACGAACAAAGCACUUGCCACCGCUACUGGAAGUACCACCAAUAAUAUCAACUCAAAACCUGCAACACAUAUGAACUCCAAUCCUACCUUCAAUACGUCAGUAAACUCCAACUUAUCUCCACCCUUCACUUCUCCAACUAAAAAUACACAAACUUCACAGUCUGAGUUCAGAUCACCAGCUAGCUCAAAUUCUGAUGCAAUAAUACCUCCGAUACCUUCUUUAGAAAACAAGGCUCCACCUGCUUAUAGUUCAUUGGAUCCUGGACGCCAUAGUCCAUUGCUCAAUGGUCCUCGACCAGUGGAAUCUGAAAUCAACGCCAACUCAUCUACCUCUUCGUUCAAUGAUAACAGUAUUAAUUUCAAUAAUGGCGAUAACCCGGUAGAAUCUUCCCCUGCUUCCACCUCAGAGGAAGGAAAACUGUUUGGUCUACCCCUAGAAGUGUUGGAUAUCAAUGAGGAAGCAGUUCCAAUGUUUGUCACGAAAUGUAUUACUAUGAUAGAGACCUAUGGCUCUAACUCGGAAGGUGUUUAUCGGCUGAGUCCAAAUAAGGCUAAUUUGGAAGAGUUACAAGUGGCACUGGAUAAGAAUCCAGAGAACUUGUCUCUUCUCGAACCUCAGGAUACUACCAACGUUUCUUCUGAAUACGUUUACUUGAUUGCAUCUUUGAUGAAGCGAUUCUUUGCAAUGUUACCUGAACCUUUACUUACUAAUGAACAACGAGAUGUAUACCUACAAGCUGCUCAAUUAAGUGAUAAGACAGAAAGACAAACGAAAAUGCACCAACUCGUUUUCGAGCUCCCUGACUCGAACUAUUUCACGUUGAGGGACUUAUUGGGGCAUUUUAAACGUUUGAUUCAAAUGCCAAGAGUAAGGAUGGAUAGUAAGAAUAUUUCAAUUGUUUGGGCAAACAAUCUCCUGGGUGGAGAUUUUAACUCGAAAGAAGAAUUGGAUGUUCAGCAAAGAGUGGUAGAGGAUUUGAUAGCCUUUGCUCCUUUUAUUUUUACAUAUGAAGAAGAAGGUACUGAGCAGUAGUUAAGCCGUUGGUGCUUUGAAAAUAAAGUAGUUGGUUAUAUCCCUUGUAAAGUUUCUUGUACUUUUUGUUUUUUCCCUCUUUGUCUUUCUCUCUUCUUAUUUACUUUUACUUUCACUUUUACAUUUUUUCAAACUCCAUUUACUCUCUCACUAUUUCUACGCUGAACUAUGAUAGCUU
This is a messenger RNA of Pichia membranifaciens NRRL Y-2026, 2450 nucleotides long. RefSeq lists its product as hypothetical. Gene Ontology annotation, cellular component: cytoplasm. NCBI's taxonomy places the organism in Eukaryota, Fungi, Ascomycota, Pichiomycetes, Pichiales, Pichiaceae. The transcript has a single exon. The record is from RefSeq and is a predicted model, not a curated record. Gene Ontology annotation, biological process: regulation of GTPase activity; signal transduction. The coding region runs from base 233 to 2272 and encodes 679 amino acids.